AUGCUGAAGGACCCUAAAAAAAAGACGUCCAAAAGUGCCACAAGCGAGAAAAUGGCAUCUCAAAGUGGUAAAAACUCGCCCGUUGCAGCAAUUGUCGCCAGAACGCGUUCCAGUAAUGUAGAAUUUGUGCCUGCCAAAACGCACGAUAUGGUUCGAUCACUCUUCGAUCCAACUUUGAAAAAAUCAUUCUUGGAAGUGUUGAUUAGCUUGGCCAUCAUAAGCAAUGUGGCACUUUGCUACUUUUCUGUUUCGAAGAUCGGGGUUGUUUUCACCAAGUGGUUUUUUCUAUGGCAGUAUGUCUUUUGGAGAUUAUGCUAUAACGUUGGAAUUGGUGUGAUAUUGUAUUACCAGUCCAAAUACGAGUCUCUCACUGGGUAUGCAAAGCGCCGCGGAAUUUUUGAUAAGAAAAAUCAACACUGGUUGGCGCGGUUCUGCCGGUUCGAAAUUGAAUCUAAGAUGCCCUCUUCUUACAAAGUCGAGGCGUACCCAGAAGAAUUCAACACCUGGCUUCUCUUCCGCCAAUUCGUGGACCUGAUCCUCAUGCAAGAUUUUACUACCUACGUGCUAUUUGUGUGUCUAUCCAUUCCCAAAACUGUUUUACCUAGCCACAGUGUGAGGGUGCUACUGGGAAUCUUGAUGAUUCUAUUCAACGUUUGGGUGAAAAUUGAUGCUCACCGUGUUGUAAAGGACUAUGCUUGGUAUUGGGGCGACUUUUUUUACUUUCAGGAUUCCAAACUUGUGUUUGAUGGUGUGUUCAACAUUUCACCACAUCCCAUGUAUUCGAUCGGUUACAUGGGAUACUACGGGCUGAGUUUGAUUUCUGGGGAUUACAAGGUUCUCUUGGUGUCCAUAGGGGGUCACUUGCUACAAUUCUUGUUUCUCAAAUACUGCGAAACACCGCAUAUCGAGAAGAUUUAUGGAUCGGAUGCCGUUGAAUCCGAUAACGCUCAAAUUGAUGACUUAUUGGUAAGAGAAAACCGCAAUUACUCGAGACCGUUGAUCACAAAGGGCAUUUUCUUCACAAAUUUCGACAAGUUGAGAUUAACGGAUUAUUUUACUGCCGCUACAUCUCUGGCCAUUGCAGCUCUUGUAUUCACUCUAAAAACCUCCAACAGGACACUUUUUUAUGCUGCGCUUGGUGUGAAACUGUUCACAUCCAUCUUCCUCUCAGCAAUCCUAUACAAGCAAUCCACAUCAAAAUGGUUCACCAGACUCUUCAUGAAAAACGGUUAUACCCAGGUUCAUUCCUUCCAUCAAUGGCAGUUCAUUUAUAAUUACUCGUUGACCGUCACCUACACGCUACUUGUCUUGCAGACAUGUCUUCAGUUAAGGUCUUUAGAAACGCUGAAUUAUACUCAGAUCAUUUUUGGGUUCCUGCUUUGUUAUUUGCAGAAAUGGUGUGACGACGAGAUUUUGACCGCCAUUUCCGAGUUUGGCUGGUUUUACGGAGAUUUCUUCCUAACUAAUUACAUCAACUCGCGGAAAUUGAACUCUCAGGGCAUUUAUCGCUACUUGAGUAACCCUGAGAGGUUUCUCGGAGUUGCGGGAUGUUGGGGCUCUGUCUUGAUCACCAAUUUCUCGUCAUAUAACAUGGCACUAGCGGUUGUGUGGACCGUAGCAAACUUUGCGUUGGUUAAGUUGGUGGAAGAACCUCAUGUUAACAAAGUCUAUGGUGCUAAAGCGCGGAAAAGUGGUGUCUCGAGCACUUUGAUGGGUUUCAAACCCAUCAGAAGAUUCUCGGAAAUUGUGGACAAGAUGGAAUCCAGAAUAGCAGGUCAUUUGACUUUUAAUGAAGGUGUUUUCGAAGAGGAAGCAGAAAUGAGUGGUAAGUCAGAAGCACAAUGGAAUGGAAUGUUACAGAAGGCCCUGGACAACGCUACCGCUAACCUUGCCCCGAAUUGUAAGUUCGAUGUGGGCGAUGGAACAAAUCACGCCAUUCUAAUCCCAGGGCCCAUUGAGGUGCACUGGCAGCUUCCAGCUAAGCUUCAUGACGACAAGGAUUGGGUUGGACUCUACGAAGUUUUGGAGACAGGAGACGACCGCUGCAGAACAAGGAUCUCGACGAAUGGACUAUGGCUAGGGAGCACUCCCGGGUCGUACCGCGACAGUAGCAGACCGGAGAACUGUGUGUACAACUUCAAGAGAGCAGGCGACGUGGUUUCCGGUGAUCUCAAGUUUGAUCAUCAAUUGAUGUUUUUCGAGGAAGGUAUUUAUGAGCUAAGAUACCACAGUAAAAAUAGUCGCAAGGUGCUCAUGAUUUCUCCGCCUUUUAGACUAUCGCUUCCAGACCUGGACUGCACUUCCUCGCGAAGCAUGAACGAAGGCUUGACAAAUUUCCUGAAAUCUUGCCAUGCUUACGAAAAUGGUAGGUUUGUCCCUGGCAAGAACCAACAUUUUUCCGAAAAAUGCUUUAAGAAUAUCAUUAAGCAAGUGGCUGGUGUUGAUCUUUCCGCGAAAUAUCUCAGGAGAAUAAACUACGAAAUUGAAACGAUCUCCGAGACUGUUCAAGAGAUCAACACAGUACUAAAUAACCUGGAUUGA
Molecule: messenger RNA, 2541 nt
Organism: Lachancea lanzarotensis
Lineage: Eukaryota; Fungi; Ascomycota; Saccharomycetes; Saccharomycetales; Saccharomycetaceae
Gene: CHO2
Product: LALA0S08e06326g1_1
Exons: 1
Coding region: 1-2541 (846 amino acids)
Biological process (GO): phosphatidylcholine biosynthetic process
Molecular function (GO): phosphatidylethanolamine N-methyltransferase activity
Source: RefSeq, a predicted model, not a curated record